AUGCGCUCCUUCUUCUCCUCGUCCAGCUUGAUGCUGCUGAUCUAUCUUUUCCUCUCUCUUCUUUAUCUUUCCGCCGCCUAUCCACACAGCUUCCAUGAAUUGCAUCCGGGUCUCGCAGGUCGAGAUGGACCAGCUCGGACCACUAAAUAUCCUAUCCCCUACAAAGCCAGAAUCAGCUCCGUCUAUGCAAACUCAGCCACUCCUUGCUCUGGUGCUCAUUGCGCCGUUGCCACCCCUCUCCCUGGAAGCCUACCUUGUAACGCUGUGAAUGGCUCGACUAUUGUCAGUGCUGCUCCCAAUGGCGCCAAAUACACACUUAUCUGUGAUGGGGACUUUCCCGCUCAAAACAUCUACCCCUUUGUUCUGGCUGGUUCUUUCGAAGAAUGUUUGGCACAGUGCGAAGCCUACAACAAGAAAAAUCUUAGCGAUACCCAUUGCGCCGGGUUCGUCUUUGCACCAGACCGCGUUGACGACGCAGAUGACUGCUAUCUAAAGUCCUCUUUGGAUAAUCCGAGCUCAGCAACAAUUCAUCUGGUCGGCGCGACAGUCAUUCCUUCAGCUUCAGGCUGCUCUUCGCCAACUGCUUCCCCUCCUGUGCUGAUGCCUCGUUCCAGCCUCGGGGACUCUACGCCUUCGCUUCGUGUAGGAGACUUCAGAUUGCUCGGUAGCUCCACAAACAAGCCUACGACACAAUAUGUGAGCCAUGUGCCUGCAAGCCCACAGAAGCUUGCGAGCAAUCUCUUGGUCCCAGGGAUCAACACCGACCUCAUCACACAAUACCCAAUAGCAGAUGACACAGGGUCCUGGACCUCCAACCAUGUGCACACCGACGCAAAAUUGGCAGACAUGAAGGUCGUACCCCAUAUGUCUCGUGAUGGUGGGAAAGGGGGGACGAUCAACGGGACUCAUCUUUUCAUCUUUUGCGACACUGCCAGUUUCCAGAUCGAUCAAACCUCAGGCAGCAGCCAGAUGGUCGGGUUUGUGUCAAGCUCGGUAGCCACAGAUGACGGAAUGAAGGCCCUUUAUGGAGGGCCACUCAAUCUCGUGGACAAUGUUGGCGAAUGGCAGGAUGACGUUGGCAGAAUGCGAGGGUUUGCUCCCAUGACGACCGGAGAAGAAUCCUUCAACAUUGAUCUGUCCGGGAAUGGGUAUCGAUAUGCAGUAUGGCCUGAAUCUUCCCUGAUCCCGCUCAACGCAAGCCAUGCUUUGCUUUACCCAGCACUGGUGUAUGAUGUUGUAGAUAUGACCACACAGGCGGCAGUCUUUAAUGACGUUGGCAACUCUAUUCUUUUGGUCUCUGUCGAUCCAACUUAUGGGCCGUCUGCCGACCGUGUUGUUCGACAGCUCUACAACCAAGACCAAGUCUCCUUUGGGACUUUGGGCGGGAUGCGUUCCUGGGGGCCCUCUGGGUCUGGCGGCAAUGAUGGCCACAUUUACCUCUUUGGAAAAGGCGACAAUGGCGUCCUUGUGGCGAGAACCAUUCCAACUGGAUACACCGACUUGUCGACCUACGAAUACUGGAACGGUGGCUCCUGGGUCAAAGAUGUACCCUCGUCCAACUCGACGGCUGUUAUGCUCGAUGUCUUGGUUCAAGAUCUAGACGUCAUCUAUGUCCCUGCCAUGCGGGGUUUUCUCAUGGUUUACCUCAACACUCUGGCUGACAAUACUUUCUAUUACCGCUAUUUGGACCUCGACCUGAAUGGGGAGGGCAAGGAUCUCGACAUGGAAAACAUUGUGAAUGCCAAGUGGUCUGACGAGCAAGUCCUCGCCAAGAUCGAUUCUCCUGCCCAGGGUUAUAUCUACGCUGGUGGUGUGCAUGCGGGAUACUUUGGUGCCGAAGACGUGUCCAACGGAGGGUGGAAGAUGCUGAUUACUUGGACGGAGCAUACCGGUCAAGACGCCGCAUCCCCAGAAUCGGGCUAUGCACAUAAAUCGGCCUACGUCCAGCUCAAUCUUGGUUGA
Molecule: messenger RNA, 1962 nt
Organism: Fonsecaea nubica
Lineage: Eukaryota; Fungi; Ascomycota; Eurotiomycetes; Chaetothyriales; Herpotrichiellaceae
Exons: 1
Coding region: 1-1962 (653 amino acids)
Source: RefSeq, a predicted model, not a curated record